AUGGCCAAGACAGAGUCGAGUCCUUUACUUUCUGUUCAUCCUUCAACUUGCUUGGUUGAUGAAAAAUUUGAGGUGGAAGUUGAGCUCUUGCCCGCCGAUUCCAAAAUCACUCUUCACGCGCUGAUUCACUCUGACGAUGGAGACGAUUGGGAAGCAUUCGGCCACUACACCAGUGACUCUUCAGGGACCGUUAAGGUUUCCAGAGAUAAAAGUCUUGGUGGGACAUUUGAGGGAGUUGAAGCCAUGGCUCUGCUGUGGAGUAUGAGACCUGUUCCUGAAAGUAAAACAGUUCGCCGAUUUCAGAAGAACAAUGUCCAGACACCAGUUAAAGUGGUGUUUUCUGUGCAUGAAGGACACCUUGCUAAGGGCUUCAAGCAUCACACACCCCUCACAUCAGCUACUGCUGAACGCUGGUAUGUGGCUCCUGAUGUCCAGAGGGUUGAAGUCGCAGAGCGCGGGAUAAAGGGGACACUCUUCAUUCCCCCAGGUUCUGGACCCUUCCCUGCUGUACUGGACCUUUCGGGCGGGCAGGGGGGUCGUGUUGAGUAUCGUUCAGCGCUCCUGGCUUCCCACGGCUACGUCUCGCUGGCCCUGGAAUACAUCGGGCUCCUGAAUGCGGAAGGAAAACUACAGCACAUGGACAACACCUACUUUGAGACUGCCUUUAUGUUGUUAAAAAAACACCCUAAAGUUUGUCCUGACAAAGUAGCUGUGAUGGGGAUGUCAUUUGGGGUCUCUGUAACUCUGGGUUUGACGGCAUACUCAGAAAUUAUGGAGCCCAAGUGUGUGGUCUGUGCAAGUGGGAGUCACAUAAUGCCGCUCAAAGGAUCUUUGGCGGAUGUCUAUGCAGCAAUGCAAGAGAACGUCGAAAAAAUGCGCUAUGAUGAAAAGAUGAGAAUAAUUUGGCGGGAUCUGCUGUUGCCAAUACCAGUUGACCCUUCCAAGAAAGUCGAGAUGGGCAAAAUCAAAUGUCCUGUUUUAUUGAUCGCUGGUGAGGAUGAUCAAAACUGUCCGGCAUCAGAAUCUGCAGCGGAUAUGAAGAAGAUGAUGGAGAAGGCUGGGAACGGUCAUCUGCUAACUGUUCUCUCGUACCCUGGAACCGGUCAUCUUAUUGAACCGCCCUACAGCCCUCACGUCCGAUUCAGUGACUUCAAGUUACUGGAGGCAAAGACCAAAGUGGUGAAUCUUUGGGGAGGAGAGACAGCGCCUCACGGUCGAGCUCAGGAGGAGUCCUGGGAGAAAACACUCGCUUUCCUAGAGGAGCAUCUCUGUGACAACAGCAUAGAAGUUACACCAUGCUAAUCAUCAUGUGUGUGUAUAUAUACAUGUGUGUAUAUAU
Molecule: messenger RNA, 1339 nt
Organism: Rhinichthys klamathensis goyatoka
Lineage: Eukaryota; Metazoa; Chordata; Actinopteri; Cypriniformes; Leuciscidae
Gene: acot19
Product: acyl-CoA thioesterase 19
Exons: 10
Coding region: 1-1302 (433 amino acids)
Biological process (GO): acyl-CoA metabolic process; fatty acid metabolic process
Molecular function (GO): fatty acyl-CoA hydrolase activity
Source: RefSeq, a predicted model, not a curated record